Messenger RNA from Porites evermanni, 2215 nucleotides. NCBI's taxonomy places the organism in Eukaryota, Metazoa, Cnidaria, Anthozoa, Scleractinia, Poritidae. The record is from the annotation of a GenBank genome assembly.
AUGGCGUCUAAUUCAGAGGAUUCGUUUCACGAGGCGAUUAAGUUCUCUUUGGAAAAACUUGGCAAACCAGACCUGGAACUAAAGAGGGAACAAUUUGACGCCAUAAGGGCUGUCUGUGUUGAAAGAAAGGACGUUUUAGCCGUAUUGCCGACGGGUUUUGGUAAAUCUUUAAUUUAUCAAAUUUUGCCUGCAAUAUUUGAUUUCCUUCGAAGCAGAGGGGACAAGCAAGAAGAAAACUCUGUCGUUAUAGUUGUUUCUCCUCUUAAUGCCUUAAUGAAGGACCAACUUAAAAAAUUAGAAGGAUUUUUAAAUGUCUGUGUCGUGCAAAGUGUGGAAGACGAGGAAGGAGAGAAUAAAGUAAAUUUGCCUCAAGAUGUGAGGAAAUGCAGUUUGUUGUUCGGUCAUCCUGAGGUUUUUGUUGACCACAAGAACACCGCGAAAAUGCUUAAAGAGAAGCAUUUCCAAGAAAGUGUUCAGGCGAUAGUAAUCGAUGAGGCGCACCUAGUUCAACAAUGGUUAGUGUACUUUAGCUUAAUCACACAUUUAAGCUUAUAUAUGAACGUUAUUAACAAAUAAUAUAAAUAAUAACAUAAAAUAGUUAUCUAAUAAAGACUAAAAGUCGGACACUAUUUUCCACACUAUUUUAAAUGAAGCCAAUUAAAAUUAAUAACAAGUUACAGAUUUUUUUAUAGAAUAGUAAACAUGCGUACUAUAUUAAAAUCUUAUUUAUCUGUCAAUAAAUCUUCUAUUUUAAUAUGUACAUAUAAGAUAUAACCCUUAAGCUUCUUAAAAGUUUUAGUCACAAUAUAGCUUGGAUUUUAAUACUGAAUUUUGAAGUGAAAGUUGAUCUUAUUUAAAAAAGUAAUAUAGUUGUUCCUUCUUGUCCUGUGCCAUUCAUACAGGAACUGAACUGGCUUAUAAUGUUGAUAUAGUUUUGAAAAUACAUGUUUCCACUGGUCCCUUCUGUAGUAGAUAACAACAACAUUUUGUUGCACCAAUAACAAGAAAAUAAAGCUAGUUUUAAUGUGCAAGGUAUAAGCUUAUUAAUAUUAUCUCAGUGAGUCUGGCUUCCUGGCUUAACUUAAUUUAAUUACAGUACUCUUAUUAUUAUUAUAUACAGUAGUGCUGUAAUUAAAUUAUGCCAGGAAGCCAGAGUCACUGAGAUAAUUAUAAAAAAAGAUUUUGCUAAAGAUUACGUGAAUUUUCUUUCAAUAAGGGCUUUUCCCUUUUGUAUUUAAGGUCCACAUUCAGGCCAGCAUAUGGGAAGAUUGGGUUUCUAACCAAUUUGUUCCCCUUAGUACCAGUUGUGGCCCUGACAGGAACAGCAACAAGUGCCACUAAAUGUAGCAUAGUGGAAACAUUGGGGCUUUCAAAUCCAAAAAUUGUUGAAAGUAACCCAAACAGAGCAAACAUUUACUAUGCAUCGCACACUCGUCCUGACAGAGGUGAUGAGAAACUUGAUUCAAUUUUGGAACCCAUAGUUGCUGAGUUGAAAGCCUAUAAGGUAAAGAUGCCCCUUACGUUGAUUUAUGGAAGCCUCGAAACUAUUUCCGACUGCUUUUUGUAUUUUAGCACAAAGAUGGGUAAAGAUCAAUUUUAUCCGCCCAAUGCUGAACCCUUGGCCAAAAACAGGUUGUUUACCCAAUAUCAUGCCCAAUAUCCCAAAAGUGAACGCUCUAGGAUUGUGGAGGAAUUAGUACAGGGCACUUCAACCCAUCGUGUUCUUUUUGUAACCAUUGCUUUUGGACUAGGUAUUGACUGUAAUGACAUUCGAAGAGUUGUACACAUUGGGGUGCCAUACUCAAUGGAAGAUUAUUGUCAAGAAGUGGGCAGAGCUGGGAGAGAUGGUCUACCUGCCAGGGCUGACAUAUAUUAUAACUCAUAUGACAUCUCCAGAUCACGAAAAAAUAUGACAGAUGUGAUGAGAAACUACGUUAAGUCAAAAGAAUGUAAAAGAAAAAUGAUUCUAAAUUAUUUUGAUCAUAAAGUUCCUUCCACCCAAGGACCAGCACAUAUGUGCUGUGAUUUUCACAGUGCUCAGUGUGCUUGUGAUGACUGCCUAUUGGCAAGAGCUGCAGAUGACAUGGACUGUGUAGAUACCAGGUACCCUGAUCAACCAUGUGAUUCUUCAAGAGAUCAGUCAGAUAAUGAGCCAACUCCUUUGUUCAGUGAGGGUAUUCAAGCAGAAAUCAAGAAAGACCUUAUAAAUUACAGA